CUCCACCUUAAAAAAGGGCAGCGAAGUUACAAAAAAAACUAAGAUUCGCAACGUAAAAUUGGGUAUUCGGUAUCAAGUUCGAGCUGAAACAUAAUUGAAAUGGACAAAGAAGGAGAGGAAAUUCCAGCUGUACCUGAAGAAAAUUUUGCUGUUUAUGAUGGGAAUACAGAAUGCAGCGAUCCUGGUAGUAGAGACGGACACGAACCAGAUAACGGAUCUGAGGUUGUGGUCGAUCAAGCCAGUAGCAGCGGCCUGCAACCAGAUAACGAUGAAGGCCGGACAGGACCAACCCCACCUAAGAGAACAACGAGCCAGACUGAAUUCAGAUCCAGAGGCCCAUCAGAGACAGAGGCAGGGAUCACCGAUGAAGAUGGUGGUAUCAAUAUUGUCAAACGACCUAGGUUACCAUCGGUCAAUUGUCCGGAGAAAAUAAUCAUCUGCUUAGACCUGGCCAGUGAGGUGAAUAGAGUACCUUUUCUGCAAAGAGAUGGGACUAAACACCUACCCAUAGAGUUGGUAAAAAGAGCUUUGAGUAUCUUUAUAAGAACUAAGAGUAGCAUCAACCCACGACACCAGUUUGCAUUAGUGGUGCUCCAGGAAAGUGCUGUGUGGCUGCAAGACUUCACUUCUGACGUGGAGGAGUUUCUCAAUGUAAUGUUUGAUCUGACCAGUGAGACACAGGAUUGCGAGUCAUGUGACCUCACAUCACUCUUUGAAACCAUUGCAAAUAAAGUUGAUCUACCAGUGAUUGAUGAUACUGAAGUCUUGCCUCCUCCAUACGUCAUUAGAACUCUGUUUUUCUAUGGAAGGUCAGCUCUCAUUCCAGAGUUUAUCAGCGGUCGAGAAGCUCAAGUAGCCCUAUCAAAUUCACCAUAUUUCUUCUUUGAUGUCUUCUAUCUCCACGAACCACCAUCGGAAGAAAACUAUUGCAAGGACAUCUAUGAUGUUUUCCUAGACCUUGACAAGAACAAUACGUCAUACAUCCAUGAGGUUGGACGGAUGAUACCACACCUUUACAACAAGAUGGCUUCAUUAGUGGCUCAUCCGUUACAGAGACCUGAACAAGUGUUUGCUUCAUACUCGCUGGAGAUAGAACAAUGAGGGCAUUCCAAUGAAGGAUUGACAACAUGGAAUCUUGAGGAAUCGUUCAUUGGCUAUGAUCAUCCACUAUAUGACAAUGACAGUAUUCCAAAGAUGAGUUAAAACAUGAACAAUUGUUUGCCUCGUACUUGCUUGACAGAACAGUGAGAACAUUCCAACGAGGAGUGGACAACAUGUAAUCUUCCAGAUCAGUCCUUCAUGUGUGGCACACUGGUGCAGAGACCUGAACUAGUGUUUGCUUCAUACUCGCUGGAGAUGGAACAAUAAGGAGUUGACAACAUGGAAUCUCAAAGAACUGUUCAUUGCCUUUGAUCAUCCAGAGAAAUUGUUAACAUUUACAUGAUUGUUUGUGGCUUAUCUGUUAUAGACUUGAACAUGUGUAUCUUCGUACUUGCUGGACAGCGAUGAGAUAAUUUCAACCAGGAGUUGACAAUAUGGACAGGUAAUCGCUUCAUACUUGGUGGAGACAGAAUAUUGAGAAUAUUCCAAAGUGGAGUUGACAACAUUGAAUCUUCAGGAUAAGUGUUUCAUUGGUGGCUCACCUGUUAUAGAAA
This is a messenger RNA of Lytechinus variegatus (green sea urchin), 1655 nucleotides long. RefSeq names its product BRISC and BRCA1-A complex member 1-like. NCBI's taxonomy places the organism in Eukaryota, Metazoa, Echinodermata, Echinoidea, Temnopleuroida, Toxopneustidae. The record is from RefSeq and is a predicted model, not a curated record. Bases 100 to 1101 code for a protein of 333 amino acids. The transcript is spliced from 9 exons. Gene Ontology annotation, cellular component: nuclear body; BRCA1-A complex; BRISC complex. Gene Ontology annotation, biological process: double-strand break repair; positive regulation of DNA repair; mitotic G2 DNA damage checkpoint signaling.